Molecule: messenger RNA, 741 nt
Organism: Sipha flava (yellow sugarcane aphid)
Lineage: Eukaryota; Metazoa; Arthropoda; Insecta; Hemiptera; Aphididae
Exons: 4
Coding region: 277-726 (149 amino acids)
Source: RefSeq, a predicted model, not a curated record
UGAAGCCCGAGUAAUUUUUAAUUAGUUUCUAUUCUGAUCAAGCAUAUCGUGGAAGGAAUAUGAAUUAAUUAAUCUAACAAAUCGAGAGCAAGUUGUUUCCGAACUUUUUGGAAAAAUAUUUAAAAAAAAACUGUAUUCUCAGAACGCUCCUUAGAUCAACCGCCUUCAGAACGAAAUCCCAGACAUGAAUAAUCUUGAAGAAAAAAAUUAGUGGAAUGUCAUCCCACUACUUUCAUGACAAUUGACUAUGACUACAUUUAUAAAUAAAAAGUCAUUAUGUGGGAUAUUAUUUCAUCUCCUACUGCAAAUGCCAUUUUCAGCGGUGUGGUGGAAAUUUUGUUUAGGAUGUACGAUGAUGUGAAUUUUCAAUGGUACUCAGGUUUAAUUCAGGGUAUUUUUGUUGGUACAUGUACUUUUGUUGGAGGAAUAACUUAUGGUCAAGUAGGAAUAAUUAUUGGAGGAAUAAUAGCAGGUCAAAUUAGUACAUACAUUGGAUAUGCGAUCGUAAUUUUAAAGCAAGUUAUACAACAAUUAAAUUUUUCCCUUAUUCAAAAUAUGUGUACAUUGUUAUGGGAAGGAAUUAAAAAAUUGUUAAAUCGGAAUAUACAUUUGGCAGAGCUUUUAGAAAUAUUUAAUCAAUCUUCAGUUCGAUUACAUUUUCUUGAAAUAAUUACUAAUAUCUUGAAAAGUAAUCAUGAUGAUCGUAUUCGUCAAAUUGAAGUAUAAUUGUAUUAUAAAUAU